AUGUCUAGAAGAAGGGAAGAGCGGAAAUAUUUCUUUAUGGCGAUGAUAUUUCUAUCAAUACCGUUUAUCAAUGGGGGUGAUUGUGGACCAAAAUUUAAUGAUAAAUGCUCAUGUGGAAUGAGUAAAUACAACGAUCGUAUUCAAUAUGUUGUGAAUUGUACAAACAAUGGAUUUCGUGAGGUUUCUAUGCUCCAGCAUUUGCCUUUACAAACAGAAAACUUCAUUUGA
Messenger RNA from Clunio marinus, 228 nucleotides. The record is from the annotation of a GenBank genome assembly. Lineage: Eukaryota; Metazoa; Arthropoda; Insecta; Diptera; Chironomidae.